AUGGUCCCUGCAUUAAAACUGCUGCUCUUCACCUGUAUUUGGCCUACUUCUGUUUUAGCCAAUAACAGUGAUCAUCAUAACUGCCAUCACCACCAUCAUCCUCAAAGAUCAUUCAUGAAAAGACAUAACAGCAAACAAGAAAUUAAGAUGAAGAAACUAGACAGCACUAAAAUAUGGCCCAUGAAAUCGGAACAACUUCUCCGCAUAGAGAACCAUGAUUUUGCCAUGAGACCUGGCUUUGGAGGAUCACCCAUACCAGUGGGCAUUGAUGUGCAAGUAGAAAGCCUCGAUAGUAUUUCAGAAGUUGACAUGGACUUUACAAUGACUUUGUAUCUCAGGCAUUACUGGAAGGAUGAGAGACUCUCAUUUCCUAGUACCACAAACAGAAGCAUGACCUUUGAUGGAAGGUUAAUAAAAAAGAUUUGGGUACCUGACACAUUUUUUGUUCAUUCUAAAAGAUCUUUUAUCCAUGACACAACCAUGGAGAAUAUUAUGUUACGUGUCUACCCAGAUGGCAAUGUGCUCUUCAGUUUACGGAUAACAGUUUCUGCUAUGUGUUUCAUGGACUUCAGUAGAUUCCCACUUGACACUCAGAAUUGUUCUCUAGAGUUGGAAAGCUAUGCUUACAAUGAAGAAGACUUGAUGCUGUACUGGAAACAUGGCAAUGAAUCUUUAAGCAUAGAUGAGCACAUUUCUCUUUCUCAGUUUUUCAUUGAAGAAUUCAGUGCUUCUAGUGGAUUAGCAUUCUACAGCAGUACAGGUUGGUACAAUCGACUUUUCAUAAACUUUGCUCUACGGAGACAUAUUUUCUUUUUUGUUUUACAAUCCUAUUUCCCCUCUAUGUUGAUGGUGAUGCUAUCUUGGGUUUCCUUUUGGAUUGACCGAAGAGCUGUUCCUGCAAGGGUAUCACUAGGUAUAACUACUGUGCUAACAAUGUCAACCAUAAUCACCGGAGUAAGUGCCUCAAUGCCCCAGGUCUCUUAUAUAAAAGCUGUGGAUGUAUACUUAUGGAUCAGCUUUCUUUUUGUCUUCCUGUCGGUUAUUGAAUAUGCAGCUGUAAACUAUCUCACCACAGUGGAAGAACGAAAACAACUGAAAAAUAGAGGGAAG
Python bivittatus (Burmese python) is the source of this 1110-nucleotide messenger RNA. NCBI's taxonomy places the organism in Eukaryota, Metazoa, Chordata, Lepidosauria, Squamata, Pythonidae. The record is from RefSeq and is a predicted model, not a curated record.